AUGUUUAUUUAAUAACAACCCUCCAGAUAACCCUACCUUCAACCCAAAUUCCCUAUCCAAUAAUAAUUUCAUUCAAAUAAUUAUAUUUAGCAAGUAAAAACAAAUAGAAACCCAUUAGAAUUUUGCACCUUAGAUCAAACAAUAAUUUAUUGCUUAAAAUUAAUACAAACCUGAUUUGAUGUCCAGUAUUCCUUUUGCUAAAUCUAUAAACUAUGAAGUCCCUAAAUAAAAUAAUUAAAUUCACAAUAAUAAUUAAGAUCCAAAGUAUAUCAAUUCAUCAUUCUUAUAGAAAACAAUCCUCAGAAAUGGUUUAGUUAAUUAAAGAAAGUCAAGAAUUAAAAAAGAACAUAAAUGAUAAGGAUUAGGAAAUCUAAAAAAGCAUGCAAAAUAUAACAAGGCUUGAAUAAUUAAUAGAAUAUUUGGAAAAAUAAUAAUAAGAAAUGCCAUAAUAAUGCUUAGAGGCAUAAUGA
This is a messenger RNA of Paramecium primaurelia, 470 nucleotides long. Lineage: Eukaryota; Ciliophora; Oligohymenophorea; Peniculida; Parameciidae. The record is from the annotation of a GenBank genome assembly.